Molecule: messenger RNA, 644 nt
Organism: Gambusia affinis (western mosquitofish)
Lineage: Eukaryota; Metazoa; Chordata; Actinopteri; Cyprinodontiformes; Poeciliidae
Gene: wdr83os
Product: WD repeat domain 83 opposite strand
Exons: 4
Coding region: 112-432 (106 amino acids)
Biological process (GO): protein insertion into ER membrane
Cellular component (GO): endoplasmic reticulum membrane
Molecular function (GO): protein folding chaperone
Source: RefSeq, a predicted model, not a curated record
GACCCCGGCUCUCUUUUCUCCUAACCGAGAAGGCAAUCAGCUGUGGGUCGCUAAGCGAACUUUUAAAUAUACUUUCCGUUACCUCCAUAUAGGAUAACGUUAUAACUAAACAUGUCUACUAACAGUAUGACGGACCCGAGGAGACAAAAUAAGAUUUUAAGGUACAAGCCUCCCAGCACAGAGACCAACCCCACACUAGAGGACCCCACUCCUGACUACAUGAACCUGCUCGGCAUGAUCUUCAGCAUGUGUGGGCUCAUGCUUAAGCUGAAGUGGUGCGCCUGGAUCGCCGUCUACUGUUCCUUCAUCAGCUUUGCAAACUCCAGAAGUUCAGAAGACACCAAACAGAUGAUGAGCAGCUUUAUGUUGUCUAUCUCAGCCGUAGUGAUGUCAUACCUCCAGAACCCACAGCCAAUGUCUCCACCUUGGUAACCAAGGGCCGAUCACAGAAGAAAGCAGAAGUUGGCCACAAUUGCCUCCAACACCCUGCAAAAAAAAAAGAAAAUGGAGUCAUCUAUGAGCAACAACAUAAACAGAAAAAAAAUUAUAGUCAUGUUUUACAAUUUUAAUCCCGUGUGAUUUUUGUCCUGUUUGGUUGCUGAUGAGAUCUUGACAUAUAAAAAUGUUUUGCAAACUUUUCUGAA